Racocetra persica is the source of this 349-nucleotide messenger RNA. NCBI's taxonomy places the organism in Eukaryota, Fungi, Glomeromycota, Glomeromycetes, Diversisporales, Gigasporaceae. The record is from the annotation of a GenBank genome assembly.
AUGCCCUAUAUCACCGAAGUUAUGAUAUUUUGUCUCGUUCUGGGUGACGCAGUCGGAAGUGCUUUCGUGGUCGAUAUCAAAGAAGACCAGACCAUAUCACAUCUCAAGAAGCUAAUAAAGGAAGAGAAAAAAAAUGCCUUUGGAAAUAUUGAUGCCAAUGACAUUAUGCUUUGGAAAGUUGAUGGUAUUCCUAUCAGCAGAGAAAACCUAAAAAAGAAAAUACGAGACGAUAUUAAUAUAGAACAAGAACUUGGAGGCAUGAUGUUGCCCCCGUCUAAUACUAUAAAACAAUGUUUUCGCGAGUUAACUAAUGACAUCCAAAUCAUAAUACAACCACCCACCAUCACCG